GCUAGAAGAGUUGAGAAAGCCCGUCCACUUCUGUCACACAGACUCCUCUCUCACCUGCCCCACCCACAAAUCCAAGACAUUUCCCGUUCACUUUGGCAGAUUGCAGCAGAACGCUCAAGCCAUUUGAGUUGUAAGCUUUUUUUUUAAUUCCCCCCACCCCUUCCCCUGCAGGCCAUGACUGAGACUGGGACUGAUUCUUCCCCCAAGUUCAAGAACGGAAUCACUAAAGAAAUCGAUCUGGUCAACCGGGAUCCCAAACAAAUCAACGAGGAUGUGGUUAAGAUAGAUUUUGAAGAUGUGAUUGCGGAGCCCGAAGGAAUUCACAGCUUAGACGGUGUGUGGAAAGUCAGCGUCACAACCUUCACUGUGUCAAAAUACUGGUGCUAUCGGAUACUCUCUGCUCUCUGUGGAGUCCCCCUGUCUGUGUGCUGGGGUCUCUACUUUGCCUGCCUCUCCUUCUGCCACAUCUGGACCAUUGUGCCUUGCAUCAAGAGUUUUGUGAUUGAAAUGCAGUGCUUCAGUAGGCUCUACUCUCUCUGCAUUCACACCUUCUGUGACCCCUUUUAUGAAGCCCUGGGCAAAUUAUUCAGUAACAUUCGCGUCACUUUACAAAAGGACAUUUAAUUUCUCACUAUGUCUUCUAUCAACCCCUGUACCCUUGUAGAAGGCUUAGCCACUAAAUUGCCAUAUUUCAUUCAGAACUUUUAAAAUUGUAAUUCACUUCUUCUUUUGAAAUGGUUGUUUUACCUCACCAAUGUUCCUCACUUUUGAUCAUUGUGAAGUUCUAAAAACAUCUAAGAAUUCAGAGACAGAUAUUACUGUUCCA
This is a messenger RNA of Chiloscyllium plagiosum (whitespotted bambooshark), 826 nucleotides long. It is a transcript of the gene cav3, whose product is annotated as caveolin 3. Lineage: Eukaryota; Metazoa; Chordata; Chondrichthyes; Orectolobiformes; Hemiscylliidae. The record is from RefSeq and is a predicted model, not a curated record. Gene Ontology annotation, cellular component: sarcolemma; caveola; focal adhesion. Gene Ontology annotation, biological process: cell differentiation; regulation of cytosolic calcium ion concentration; regulation of membrane potential. Gene Ontology annotation, molecular function: molecular adaptor activity; transmembrane transporter binding.